This is a messenger RNA of Scatophagus argus, 5662 nucleotides long. RefSeq names its product dolichyl-diphosphooligosaccharide--protein glycosyltransferase subunit STT3B. Gene Ontology annotation, biological process: post-translational protein modification. Gene Ontology annotation, molecular function: dolichyl-diphosphooligosaccharide-protein glycotransferase activity. The record is from RefSeq and is a predicted model, not a curated record. Gene Ontology annotation, cellular component: membrane. NCBI's taxonomy places the organism in Eukaryota, Metazoa, Chordata, Actinopteri, Scatophagidae. The transcript has 16 exons. Bases 293 to 2707 code for a protein of 804 amino acids.
GCCCAUCACAUCAUCCCCGCCCCUUUCCACCGGCGUUCAAUCGUGAAGCGAAUUGACUGUUGCAGGCUCGGUAUGUGGCGCAUGAGCGUGCGUGUCGGGAUGUAACGGCUGUCUCUGGAAGUAGCAAUACUGAAUUAAAACAGAUACGUACGCCCGGGGGACUCCCAAGAGAAAACACCCCUCGGAGAACGGACACAAACUAAGGGAGUUUACGACAGUGCGGAGUGGAGGGAGAGACGGGAGCGUGGCAGGAGGGACGCCCGAGCAAAUCCAACCGACACCGCACGCAGAAAUGGCGGAGCACCACGCAGUCAGCGACGGCAAGCACAAAGCGUCCACCAAUGCCGGGGGCUCGGUGCACGGGAACAGCCGACCCGGCGCCACGGGUGGAGGAGGGGGCAAAGGAGGCCUGUCUGGCGGACUGACACAGCCAGCAGGGUGGCAGUCUUUACUGUCGUUUAGCAUUCUUUUUCUGGCCUGCCUGGCAGGAUUCAGCUCCAGACUUUUCGCGGUCAUCCGGUUCGAGAGCAUCAUCCACGAGUUUGAUCCAUGGUUCAACUACAGAUCGACACACCACCUCACCACAAAUGGCUUCUAUGAGUUCCUCAACUGGUUUGAUGAAAGGGCCUGGUACCCCUUGGGCAGGAUCGUUGGUGGCACAGUAUACCCAGGGUUAAUGGUGACUGCCGGCCUCAUCCACUAUGUGCUCAACUUCCUCCACGUCACGGUCCACAUCCGUGACGUGUGUGUCUUUCUGGCACCGGUGUUCAGCGGUCUGACCGCCAUCUCCACCUUCCUGCUGACACGGGAGCUGUGGAACCAGGGUGCAGGGCUGCUGGCGGCCUGCUUCAUUGCCAUCGUCCCUGGUUACAUCUCCCGUUCUGUUGCUGGCUCGUUCGACAAUGAGGGUAUCGCCAUCUUCGCCCUGCAAUUCACCUACUACCUCUGGGUGAAAUCGGUGAAGACGGGCUCUGUGUUCUGGACUAUCGGCUGUUGUCUCUCCUAUUUCUACAUGGUGUCAGCAUGGGGAGGUUAUGUGUUUAUUAUCAACCUGAUUCCUCUGCAUGUGUUUGUGCUGCUGCUGAUGCAACGCUACAGCCGAAGAGUCUACAUCGCCUACAGCACUUUCUACAUUAUGGGUCUCAUACUGUCGAUGCAGAUCCCUUUUGUCGGCUUCCAGCCUAUCAGAACCAGCGAGCACAUGGCUGCUGCCGGUGUGUUUGCACUUCUCCAAGCCUACGCCUUCCUGCAGUACCUGAAGGACAGACUGACCAGGCAGGAGUUUCAGACACUUUUCUUCCUCGGGGUCUCCCUUGCUGCUGGUGUUGUCUUCCUCACCGUGAUCUAUCUCACCUACACAGGAUACAUUGCUCCGUGGAGUGGUCGUUUCUACUCUCUCUGGGACACCGGCUAUGCUAAGAUCCACAUCCCCAUCAUAGCGUCGGUGUCGGAGCACCAGCCGACGACGUGGGUUUCCUUCUUCUUCGACCUCCACAUCUUGGUCUGCACGUUCCCGGCAGGCCUGUGGUUCUGUAUCAAGAACAUCAAUGAUGAGCGGGUGUUUGUGGCCUUGUACGCCAUCAGUGCAGUCUAUUUUGCCGGUGUGAUGGUGCGGCUGAUGCUGACACUGACCCCGGUGGUGUGCAUGCUGUCUGCGGUGGCUUUCUCCAGUGUCUUUGAGCAUUACAUGGGGGAUGACACGAAGAGGGAGAAGCCCCCAGCUGAGGACAGCAGCGACGAGGACGACAAGAGGAAUUCUGGGAAUCUUUAUGACAAGGCUGGCAAGGUGCGCAAGCAUGUGUCAGAGCAGGAGAAGGCUGAGGAGGGUUUGGGUCCAAACAUCAAGUCCAUCGUCACCAUGCUCAUGUUGAUGCUGCUCAUGAUGUUCGCAGUCCACUGCACCUGGGUCACCAGCAACGCCUACUCCAGUCCCAGCGUGGUGCUCGCCUCGUACAACCACGACGGGACGCGUAACAUCCUGGAUGACUUCAGGGAGGCCUACUACUGGUUGAGACAGAACACAGAUGAGCAUGCACGGGUCAUGUCGUGGUGGGACUACGGCUACCAGAUAGCCGGCAUGGCCAACAGGACCACACUGGUGGAUAAUAACACGUGGAACAACAGUCAUAUAGCACUGGUUGGGAAAGCCAUGUCGUCCAACGAGAGCGCGGCCUACAAAAUCAUGAGGUCGCUUGACGUGGACUACGUUCUGAUAAUCUUCGGAGGGGUAAUCGGCUACUCGGGAGACGAUAUAAACAAGUUCUUGUGGAUGGUGAGGAUAGCGGAGGGCGAGCACCCCAAAGACAUCAGGGAGAGUGACUACUUCACUCCUCAGGGAGAGUUCAGGGUGGAUAAGGCUGGUUCACCAACUCUGCUCAACUGCCUCAUGUACAAGAUGUCCUAUUAUCGAUUUGGUGAAAUGCAGCUGGACUUCCGGACGCCUCCCGGCUUCGACCGAACGCGCAACGCUGAGAUUGGCAACAAGGACAUCAAGUUCAAGCACCUGGAGGAGGCGUUCACCUCAGAGCACUGGCUGGUCAGGAUCUACAAGGUCAAGAAGCUGGACAACAGGGAGCCGCUGGACCACAAGCUUCGCAGCGUAGUGACCAAGCAGAAGUACACUUCCAAAAAGACUGCCAAGAGGAAGCGAGGACACAUCAAGAACAAGCUUGCUCUGAGGAAAGGCAAGAAACUGCAAAAGAAAUAAUGACGACGGUGAUGAACUCUUCUAGGAAAAACAGACAAAAGCGAAGAAAAACCUUGAACAACCAAUGAAGAACAACACGGUGGCCGUUUAUCUGGCACUUGCUGUCAAGCGCUUCUCAUUAGGGCGCCACCCUGUGUUGAGGAAGUUGAAGUGUCAUAUCUGGCGAGCUCCAGACCUGUUGUGCGUUUUAUUCAGAGGAUCUUUGUCUUGCUUAUUUUCUCCUGUUGUUUUUUGUUUUCUGUUGUCUGGUUUUUGUUUUUUGGGUUUUUGUUUUUGUUUUUUCCACUUUGUACUUGAAUGUGUGGCAAGGCAUAGGGCUGCUCUACUUGGUCCAGCGUCAAUUUAAUUUUUUUGUGGUACAUUAAUUAACUGCUUAUCAGAACGGAAAUCGGGCUGAGAGGAGGUGGAGGGGAAACGAGAGAAGACUAGGAACAUUUGCACCAAAGACCCAUCGACUUUGCUCCGUGGCACAUGUGAACUGAUUACUGAGAGGCAGGAAGCACAGGCGUGAAAGCUGAGGACUUGUUCCUGACACGUGUACAGAGGACAGUAUGCGGUAUGGAGGAACGCCACCGUCUAGGCACAGCCCAUCUGUAAUAUUAACCUUUUUAUCAUCGUUACCAUCUCCUUUAUGUCUCCCUGGCUCCCUGACCUUCUUUUUCAACAAAUUCUUUAGGGGAAAAAAAAAUAAUUGGCUCAAUGUGUAAAUAUGUUAUGUAAAGAAAAUGUCUAAAAGGAUGAUAAUAUAUUGGAUUAUUGUGGUGAUUUUUAAAUAUGCAGUUUUUUUGGUUUUCUGUUCAUUUCUUUAUGUGAUAUUUUUUAUUUCUAUGACAGCAAAUAGAACAGUGAAUGCAAUAAUACUUCUUGUACAGUGGGGCUUGAGGUUUUGUUGAAAGAAUGAAUGUGAAUUUUUACAACGCCUGCCACUCUUUCCCUCCCGCCCUUUUUCUCAAAAAUUGCAUAGAUUGUACAUUUCUGCUGCUAGGGGUUUUUAAAGAUGGAAGCAAGCAACGUGUGUGCGUGUAAAAAGUAGUGAUAAUAAAUUAGGCCUCCCUUCCUGCAGAGGGAGCUCUCUUGUUCAGUGUGCAAAGCCUAGUGCCUCAUCGCUGGUCGUCAUCAUCAUCAUCCCCUUAUGUAAUUUGUGACUGUGUGUCUACUUUGUUAGAGUUUCGUUUCAUCUCAUCCUGUAUCAAUGUUGAGGUUGGGCACUUCGGUCAGACUGAGGCAUUGGAUACUGGACGUUUUCAAGUUGUCUGGAAAUAGACUGGUGAACUGUGAAGGGGCAGUGGUUUGUACACAGAAACUAGAGAAGACGUGAGGUCAAGAAACAGAAGAGCUUCUGUCUUUUUCUGUGACUACAGUGGACUAAUGGCCAUCUUUAGGGUACUUUAGAGCCGUGUCCUAAUUCCAUACUGCUUACAACUCUUAAAAGUUGAGUAUGUCGUUGCUCAACACUGUAAAGUCAAAUAUCUCAUUAAACAUUACAAUGAUUUUUCCAAAACCCGUUUUUUUCCUUUGUAAUGAUAUUAAAAAAGAGAGAGAAGCAGUAAAUCCUACCACAAUAGCCAAAAUUGAUACUCAUUUUUUUCACCUCUGUCAUUUUUUUCACAUUGUCAGUAAGAAUUAGGGAUCCAACUAGCCAUCAUUUUCUUCAUAUAAUCUGCAAAUUAUUUUCUCAGUUAGCUGAUUGGUCUGUAAAAUGUCAGAAAUUGCAUUAAAGUUGAAUAAAAGUGCUCUAGUUUUUCAGAACCCAAGGCGACUUCUUCAGAUGUUUUGUUCUGUCGUCCAAACAUCCAAAACCCCAACAUAUUCCAUUUACAUUUAUAUAAAAUACAGAAUGAAACAAGCACAUUUUCGCUUGAAAAGAGACUGAUGGGAUAAAUUAUCCAAAUUGUCUCCUGUUAAAGGGAUAUUCCACAGGUUUUCAUGAAAGAAUGGGGCUGAGAUAACCCUUAACAUUUAGCCCAUCAAAAAUGUUGGAUCUUACAUUUCCCAUGAUGCACUCUAUCAGCAUCUUACAUUAUACCACCCAUGUCUGGGACUACAUCUUUAAAACCUUUGGAUCAUAACACAAGUGUUCUUUAAAAGAAAUGGCUUUCCAACCCCUAAUAAGGUGAUUGAUUAUUAAGAAGAUGAUUGGUUUUGUCAUUGAUUAUUUGGUUGAUUUUUCCCAUCUCCCAUAUGAAACUUUAAAAGAAGAUAAAGAUAUAUCUAUCUCACCUAAAUGGUCAAUUAAGGAAAAAAAAAAAAGGUUGUUGACUAAUUUCCUGUCAGCUGACUUGUCAGUUUAGCAGCUUCCUGGAGUUGGGACAUGGCUUUAAUGAGCUGUAACCUUUGACUUUUUUAGGCACUGCACUGUUCUUUGUGUCUGGGUUUCUUCAGAUGUCUAAACACUAACGUAGUUUUUGUAUGUGCAUGCUUUAGAAACUUUCUUUUUUUUCUUUUUAAAUCAAAGUAAGUGACACAUCAAAAGAUUAACACAUCAUACAGCUUUUUGUCACAUCCCACAGAAAGUGACUUUUAUUCGUAUUACCUGUUUAUUUUUUGUCACUUUUUUUUUUUUUUUUUUAUAAACUUUGUCUGAAUUAUUUUGUUGUGUUUGCAUUGAUCUUUGAAACCAAGUGUCACCACGUCAGGUGCGAGACCUUCGACACAAUGCCACAUUGUUACUCAGUCACACAAACGCCUGAAACUGUCGUGUCUGUUGAUUUCUCAUUUGUCAACAGAUGAGUUCAGACUAAGCCUUAAUGUGUUGUGCAGUUCGUUGCCCUCCUGUGUCUUCAUUUUUCCUCAACAUUUUGUGUCACUUGGGAGCGGCAGAACGUUUCCUUCCUAACUUAAGUUGACUCAUGUCUUAGUAGCUCAGUGCUCUUUGUCCCCUCCUUUUCCUUCGGAGUUUACAUUUUUACAUUGUUGUUCUGUUCAGCCAUCCUCAAAUAUACACUUUAAUGAAAA